AUGCCCGGCCUCGCCGGCUUGGCAGAGCCGAGGCUCGACCGGGCCUUCCGCGGGCACCGCGCGCCUGUGACCUCUGUGGUGUUCCAUCCAGAUGAGCAACAGGCCAUUUCCGGAGCUCAUGACGGCUGCCUCUUUGUCUGGCACUUCAAGCCUCAACUUCGACCUUUCCGCUUCGUGGGCCACAAAGGCGAGGUGCAUGACCUCGCCAUCAGCCGCUCCGGGCAGUGCAUUGCGUCAGCCUCUGCAGAUCAGACGGUUCGGCUGUGGACCAACUCGGCCCAGGGCGACUCCAAGGUCAUGAAGGUCCACACGGCGCCUGUGCGAAGCGUCUGCUUCUCAAGAGACGAUUCGACUCUGCUCACUGCAUCAGAUGACAAGACCAUCAAGCUGUGGUCUGUGGCCUCCCAACGGUUUCAUGCCUCCUUGUUGGGACACACGAAUUGGGUGUACUCCGCGCACUUCUCCAAGAACUCAGAACUUGUCGCUUCUGGUGGCGAGGAUCGAAUUGUGCGAGUUUGGGACGUGGACAAGAAGGCCACACUCAUGACCUUUCCAGACUUCGAAGUUCCGGUGGCCAAGGUCAGGUUCCAUCCUGAUGGGUCUUGUAUCGCAGCAUGCGGCCACGAUGGCUGCAUCAAGCUCUGGGACUUGCGCUCGCGCAGGCUGCUCCAGCAUUAUGAUGCCCAUGUCGGCCGAAUCUCCGCCAUUGACUUCCACCCGCUUGGUGAGCAGCUUGCAUCGACCGGAGAGGACGGAGCCCUGAAAAUUUGGGAUCUGCGCGAAGGCAGGCUGAUGCACAAGGUCAUUGGGCAGGGCCACAAGAAGGCUCCAAUGGCUUGUGCUUUCUCGCCAUCGGGAGAGAGUCUUGCGACAGCCGGUCAAGAUGGCUUGGUCCUGACUUGGAACUGCUCGCAUGCACCGGCGCCAGCACCGGCGCCGGGCGCGGCGGUGGCACCAGUGCCGAGUCCUGCUCGGCGCCACCCGGUGCAGACUCCCGAGAGGGCGCAGGUGAGGGCGCCCUCGGAGGGCCGUGCCCGCGAGCUUCGGGAGCUCCGGGAGCUCCGCGAGGUCCGGGAGCUCAAGACUCCCAAAGAGACCUUCCCCAAAGAAGCCUUCAAAGAGGUGCCCAAAGAGGCCCCCGGCGACCAGCUUCCAGCUGCGGCCGUGCCUUGUGGCACACAAGAGAUCCCCGUGCCGCUGGCAGAGACCUUGAAGACAAUGCAGAGCCACUUGGAGAUCAUGAUGCGCACCGUGCAGCUGCUAGACCAGCGCCUGGCACUGAACGAGCAGCAGGUGACUGCAAUGCGCUCCGAGCUGUUGCAGCAGCAGGCAACACUCCGGGUCGAGGAGACCUCUGCGGAGCCACGAACUUCACAGACAGCACAGGCAGUGUGCCUUGACAAGGAAGAUGAGCUUCUGCUGCCCACAGCACCCGAGGAGGAGCUGCGGCAUGAACUGCAGCAACUGCGGCAGCUGCUUUGA
Symbiodinium natans is the source of this 1482-nucleotide messenger RNA. The record is from the annotation of a GenBank genome assembly. Lineage: Eukaryota; Dinophyceae; Suessiales; Symbiodiniaceae.